Messenger RNA from Gekko japonicus, 2056 nucleotides. It is a transcript of the gene ISYNA1, whose product is annotated as inositol-3-phosphate synthase 1. Lineage: Eukaryota; Metazoa; Chordata; Lepidosauria; Squamata; Gekkonidae. The transcript is spliced from 11 exons. Bases 61 to 1734 code for a protein of 557 amino acids. The record is from RefSeq and is a predicted model, not a curated record. Gene Ontology annotation, biological process: phospholipid biosynthetic process; inositol biosynthetic process. Gene Ontology annotation, cellular component: cytoplasm. Gene Ontology annotation, molecular function: inositol-3-phosphate synthase activity.
GCGCAGUGCAGUGCGCCAGACCCAACGACCAGGAGUGCCCAGCGGGGAAGAGCACACGCCAUGGCUACGUCAUUUGUGGUGGACAGCCCUGAUGUCACCUACACCUCUGACUUCAUUGAGGCCCAGUACACCUACAACACUACUAUGGUGUGCCAGGAGGAGGGCACCACUAAGGUGAAGCCCUGCUCCACUAAGCUCACCUUCCGCACGGAGAGGCAUGUUCCAAAACUGGGGGUCAUGCUGGUCGGCUGGGGCGGGAACAACGGCACCACGGUGACUGCGGCUGUCUUGGCGAAUCGGCUGGAACUCUCCUGGACGACCAAGACAGGCACCAAGCAUGCCAACUAUUACGGGUCCCUCUUGCAAGCCUCCACCGUGUCCCUGGGCACUGGCCCAUCUGGAGAAGUUUACAUUCCCUUCCGGGACCUCCUCCCUAUGGUGCAUCCCAAUGACGUCGUCUUUGAUGGGUGGGACAUCUCGUGCCUGAACCUAGCAGACGCCAUGAAGAGGGCCGCAGUCUUGGAUUGGUCGCUGCAGCAGCAGCUCCUGCCAUUCAUGGAGGGCCUGAAGCCUCGGCCGGGCAUCUACAUCCCAGAGUUUAUAGCUGCCAACCAGGAGAAGAGAGCAGACAACGUCCUGACGGGGACCAAGGCUGAGCAGGUGGCUCAGAUCCGCCGUGACAUUCGGGACUUCAAGAACUCCAGUGGCGUGGCCAAAGUGAUCGUCCUCUGGACAGCCAACACGGAGCGGUUUUGCGACGUGCACCCCGGCGUCAAUGAUACGGCCGCCCACCUUCUGCAGGCCAUCGAGCGUGGGCUAGAGGUGUCGCCUUCCACCCUCUACGCUGUGGCCAGCAUCCUGGAGGGCUGUGCCUACAUUAACGGCUCCCCGCAGAACACCUUCGUGCCAGGAGCUGUGGAGCUCGCAGUCCAAAGAGGGGUCUUCAUUGCAGGCGAUGACUUCAAGUCUGGCCAGACGAAGAUCAAGUCUGUCCUGGUGGAUUUCCUGAUCAGCUCGGGGCUUAAGCCAGUCUCCAUCGUCAGCUACAACCAUCUGGGCAACAAUGAUGGCCACAACCUUUCGGCGCCGGCCCAGUUCCGUUCCAAGGAGAUCUCCAAGAGCAACGUGGUUGACGACAUGGUGCAGUCCAACCCGGUCCUCUAUGGGCCGGGGGAGCGGCCGGAUCACUGUGUGGUCAUCAAGUACGUGCCCUAUGUGGGGGACAGCAAGCGGGCCCUGGACGAGUACACGUCAGAGAUCGCUUUGGGUGGCACCAACACCAUGGUGAUACACAACACUUGUGAGGACUCUCUCCUGGCCGCUCCCAUCAUCUUGGACCUGGUGAUCCUCACUGAGCUCUGCCAGCGGAUCCGCGUGGGUGUGGUGGGCGAGACGGAGCCGCAGCUCCUCCACAGCGUCCUGUCUCUGCUCAGCUUCCUCUGCAAGGCGCCCCUGGUCCCCCAGGGCGCCCCGGUGGUCAACGCCCUCUUCCGCCAGCGGGCCGCCAUGGAGAACUUCUUCAGGGCUUGUGUGGGCCUCCCGCCCCAGAACCACAUGCUCUUGGAGUACAAGACCCAACAGCCGUGGGGCUGUGCCAAGCACCCCUGCCCCACUUCCACACCAGUGUGGCCUGCUUCUCUCCAGAAGAAAGCCUCCCACAUGAACGGCUUCUUGGGGGCCCCAGAAGACAAUGGGCCGAUGUUCCCCGGACUGGGCGUGGGGCACGCUCGCUGAUGGGGACUGUUCCUUUUUUCCUGAUCUGUCUUUCUUUCUUUUUUUGUACUGAGUAGGGUUAGGAAAGGAAGGAGUCACAGAAUAACUUCCCCCUCCCCUUUUGAAUGCCACUGAAUCCAGCUGUGAAUGUUCAAAUCUGAAAUAAAUAAAGGUAUGGAGAGAGGAAUCGGGGGAGUUGUGUCAGUCAUUGUGGGGCCCUGGGUGAUUUGCAAUUUUAAGUCCACAGGCAUCAAAGGCGCAGGAGGGAAGCAGGUCUCUCUGCCCCACUGGAAUCUCAGUUUCUCAGUGGAAGCACUCAAAGGCUUCUGAAACGAGCUUGAAG